UUCCGCCUCUCCGCCGGGCCGCCCGCACCAUGGCCGCCUCCACCUCCCUCUUCGCCCCCGGCGCCCUCACCGCCGCCAAGCUCACCGUCGCGCACCCACCCAGCGCCUCCCGCCGCCGCGUGGGCGCGCGCCGCGGCCGCCUCUCGGUCGUCGCCGUGCAGACGGGCCCACAGAAGCCCUCCCCGUCCCCGUCCCCCUCACCCGCCGCGGCCGACGAGGCCGAGGCCCUGCAGAACCUCCUCAAGCGGGAGUACAAGUACGGCUUCGUGUCGGACUUCGAGUCCUUCUCCAUCCCCAAGGGCCUCUCGGAGGCCACCGUCCGCCGCAUCUCGGAGCUCAAGGCGGAGCCCGCCUGGAUGCUGGACUUCCGCCUGGCGGCCUACCGCCGGUUCCUCACCAUGGCGGAGCCCGUCUGGAGCGACAACGUCUACACCCCCGUCGACCUGCAGUCCCUCUGCUUCUACUCCGCCCCCAAGGCCAAGCCCAAGCUCAACAGCCUCGACGAGGUGGACCCGGAGCUGCUCCGCACCUUCGACCGCCUCGGCAUCCCGCUCGGCGAGCAGAAGCGCCUCUCCAACGUCGCCGUCGACGCCGUCAUCGACUCCACCUCCAUCGCCACCACCCACCGCGAGGCGCUCAUGGCCAAGGGCGUCAUCUUCUGCUCCAUCUCCGAGGCCGUCCGCGAGUACCCUCACCUUAUCAAACGCUACCUCGGCACCGUCGUCCCCCCCGGGGACAACUACUACGCGGCCCUCAACUCCGCGGUCUUCAGCGACGGCUCCUUCUGCUACGUGCCCAAGGACACCGUCUGCCCCAUGGAGAUCUCCACCUACUUCAGGAUCAACGACAAGGAGACCGGCCAGUUCGAGCGGACCCUCAUCGUGGCCGACGAGAGGAGCACGGUUAGCUACUUGGAAGGAUGUACCGCUCCGGCCUACGACAACAACCAGCUCCACGCGGCCGUGGUGGAGCUCGUGUGCGAGGAGGCGGCCGAGAUCAAGUACUCCACCGUGCAGAACUGGUACGCGGGCGACGAGGAGGGGAAAGGGGGCAUUUACAAUUUUGUCACCAAGAGAGGCCGCUGCAAGGGCCGUGGCUCGAAGAUCUCGUGGACGCAGGUUGAAACUGGGUCGGCCAUCACCUGGAAGUACCCGAGUGUGGAGCUUGUUGGGGAUGACACCGUUGGGGAGUUCUACUCGGUGGCGCUGACGAAGGAUUACCAGCAGGCGGAUACAGGGACCAAGAUGAUCCACAAGGGGAAGAACUCACGCAGCAGGAUCAUAUCCAAGGGUAUUUCGGCUGGGAAGUCGAGGAAUUGCUACCGGGGCCUGGUUCAGAUGAAUUCUGGUGCGGAGAAUGCUUACAAUUCUUCGCAGUGUGAUUCGUUGCUCAUUGGGGAUAACGCUGCCGCCAACACCUACCCCACUAUUCAGGUGGGUUGCACCAGUGGCCGUGUUGAGCAUGAGGCGAGCACUUCUAAAAUUGGGGAGGACCAGCUAUUUUAUUUCCAGCAAAGAGGGAUAGACCAUGAAAAGGCCGUUGCAGCCAUGAUCGGUGGAUUCUGCAGAGCUGUUUUUGAGCACCUUCCUUACGAGUUCGCCCAGGAGGUAGAUGCGCUUAUGAACCUGAAGCUUGAGGGAUCAGUUGGCUAAGUUGUUGGCUCAAAAAGUCCGAAUAUCACACGAUAAUUAUCUACAAAUCAUAUGAUGAUUAUCUAGAAACUCCAUAUGUACAGCGGUAUGAGGAAUCAAGGACUGAGAAUAAUAAAUUACAUGAUAAAUGGGUUUCUCAUAGCUCGUCUGCCUGUCAAGGUGCCAUGACAGCAAAGAGAAACCGUGAUGCUUCUCUUCUGUUUGUCCAUUUUUGUUUCUGGUUCUUCUGCUGUAAAGGAGCUCAUGUUGGGAUGCCUAUACAAGACAAAGAAACUGUGAUCUUUACAUUGGGAUUCUGGAGAGGCAUCAACUUAUGUAUGUGCAACUUGAAUUCUAUGAAACAUAUUUCUGAUGGGAACAUCUUAUGGAGGAUAUGUUCGAUUCAAUGAAUGGAAAACAUUGCAUA
Messenger RNA from Lolium rigidum, 2058 nucleotides. RefSeq names its product UPF0051 protein slr0074-like. The transcript has 2 exons. Gene Ontology annotation, biological process: iron-sulfur cluster assembly. Bases 30 to 1652 code for a protein of 540 amino acids. The record is from RefSeq and is a predicted model, not a curated record. NCBI's taxonomy places the organism in Eukaryota, Viridiplantae, Streptophyta, Magnoliopsida, Poales, Poaceae.